AUGCAUCCUCGUCUAUCUUUCCUUCUGCUCUGUGUUUUGACAGUUACUCACAUAGCUGCUGCCUACCGUCCCUACCGUCCGCAUGACAGUUCUGAUCUCGCCCAACCUCAUCGUGUCCCGCGCAGCUUCAAGAGUGACAACAAGCGUGAAGUUUCUCCUCCUCAAACUCCUUCGCAUGUGAACGCCAGCAUUCGAGCUGUCUCAGAAAGUACAGUUUCAUCAAGUCAUCCAACUCAGAUCCCUCCCUGCUCCUCUGACUGCUCGCCCGUGGCACUUUCUGCAGACGCCUCUCCGUCUGCUCGACAGGCUAUAAAUGAACCCGGCUCUUUGGGGGUCGCCAUGGAUACCCUGAAAUCGCAGCCUGUUCCGCGUUACGCCAACACCACCAUCACUCCUCCAGUGCCAUCGCUCGCCGCUAGACAAAUUCACAACGCUGAUUACGGAUCCUCAAAUGCGCCUUCGUCGUCUUCUGAUUCCAACUCUACGGAGCAAGCACAUCCCUCGUCUUCGGCUUCUCAUCCUAGUGCUACGGACAGUGCUGACAGCAACAACAGGCGCGAAGAAACCACAGAACAUGUAAGGACUGGGCCACCAGCUGCUCGAACUGCCGCGUUGAGACGUCUGGAAACCUCGGAUUUGAAACCUGUAUAUAACAAAAACAGCACUACCACCAUCCCCAGUGUCAACCCUACUGAAACAAAUUUUUCACGGCGAUUUCCUCGAGCGUCUGCCUUGCGACGUACGAACCUGUUCGAUAUGCUGCCUGGAACAGACAAUGACACGUCGAGCUCCAACUCUACUGGAUCAAAAUCCGACAACUCCUCUGAGAGGCGAGUCCCUCGAGCUGCUGCGAUGCGACGCAUAAAUGUCCCCGGAUUGCCCGAAGUCAAGAAUAGCACAACUCCCCCUAGUACCAUGAAAUCAGAUGAUUCUGCAACAAGGGAUAAUUCGACCUCGGUUGGGACGAAUGGUUCAAACGGCAAUUCAACGAAAUUCGACAAUGACUUUGCCAAUUCCAGUCCCAAUCAGCCAGAAAGAAGGCUCGCUUUUCGUUUUCGUCGGGGUCGCCAAGGUUGA
This is a messenger RNA of Lentinula edodes (shiitake mushroom), 1077 nucleotides long. RefSeq lists its product as uncharacterized. The coding region runs from base 1 to 1077 and encodes 358 amino acids. Lineage: Eukaryota; Fungi; Basidiomycota; Agaricomycetes; Agaricales; Omphalotaceae. The transcript has a single exon. The record is from RefSeq and is a predicted model, not a curated record.